Molecule: messenger RNA, 834 nt
Organism: Aureobasidium vineae
Lineage: Eukaryota; Fungi; Ascomycota; Dothideomycetes; Dothideales; Saccotheciaceae
Source: the annotation of a GenBank genome assembly
AUGAGCACAUUCACACUGCCAGGCUCGUCACCCGAGUGUUCGGUCCACCUUACCAAAGACCUUACAAAAGACCAACUACUAUCCUUCCCGGCCUUCAAGAACUGGUCCGGGACACUUCAACACUCGCUCAAGCAACAAGAAUCCAAGAAUCACACAUUCCACGAAGCACCCUACAAGCUCAGACGCAUCGACAUUCAAAGCGUGGACUUCUUCGGCGGCGAACGCAUUGGUUUCAUCAAGUUCAAGGCAGAGGUGUCAAACGACAAUGGAGAAAAGUUUCCUGGCUCUGUGUUCCUGAGAGGAGGCAGUGUAGCAAUGCUGCUUAUUCUGCAACCGGAUGAUGUCGAGGAAGGUUCUGAGAAGGACAAACAUGUUAUAUUGACCGUGCAACCUCGUAUACCAGCCGGAUCACUCUGCUUCUCCGAGCUUCCAGCAGGUAUGCUAGACGACGCAGGUACUUUCUCAGGUGGUGCUGCCAAAGAGAUUGAGGAGGAGACUGGCCUCAAGAUCAAGGAGGACGAACUUAUCGACUUGACAAAGCUUACGUUCGGUUCUGAGGAGGAAACUCAGGACGGAGAGAAGUUGCAAAAGGCAAUGUAUCCCAGUGCAGGAGGGUGCGAUGAGUUCGUUCCCGUCUUCUUACACCAGCAGCGCAUUCCGCGUAAACAGCUCAAAGAUUGGCAGGGCAAGCUGACUGGACUUCGUGAUCAUGGCGAGAAGAUCACAUUGAAGGUGGUGAGAUUGGAAGAACUGUUCCGUGANGGGGGCAGGGACAGCAAAGCAUUGGCUGCGUGGUCAAUGUACGAAGGGUUGAGACGUGAGGGCAAGUUGUGA